This is a messenger RNA of Mugil cephalus (flathead mullet), 1562 nucleotides long. Its product is annotated as charged multivesicular body protein 1b-like. The coding region runs from base 328 to 927 and encodes 199 amino acids. Gene Ontology annotation, biological process: protein transport; late endosome to vacuole transport; endosome transport via multivesicular body sorting pathway. The record is from RefSeq and is a predicted model, not a curated record. Gene Ontology annotation, cellular component: ESCRT III complex; multivesicular body. NCBI's taxonomy places the organism in Eukaryota, Metazoa, Chordata, Actinopteri, Mugiliformes, Mugilidae. The transcript is spliced from 8 exons.
UUAUUUCGCGCAUGCGUAAUGUACAAACUCCUAAUAUUUAACACCUUGUGUGUGCUUAUUUUUUUCCCUUCCUGAAUAUUUUGUAUAUAAAAAAUCUUAUAUGCUAAAAACGAAGACUCUUAUUUAGACUGCAAGACAAACGCGGAGCUGCGUCUCCAGCUGAAGACAAGCAAAUGCGGAAGUGCGCACAAGUGAAGCCUCUUGUCUCGUUGCAUUGAGGAAUACAGCCCAUCAAAAUCAAAACAAACAACUCCGGGUAAUAAGCGAGUGGCUGGAUGCUGUUUGGUUGUGCAAACUGAAUAUCUGUCCCAGAAAGAGACCUUCACCAUGUCGAAAAUGGACAAGCACUUGUUCAACCUCAAGUUUGCUGCCAAGGAGCUCCAGCGCAACUCUAAGAAAUGUGACAAAGAGGAAAAGGCAGAAAAGAAUAAAGUGAAGCAGGCAAUCCAGAAGGGUAACAUGGAGGCAGCCAGGAUCCAUGCAGAGAAUGCCAUCCGUCAGAAGCACCAGUCCAUUAACUUCUUGAGGAUGAGUGCCCGUGUGGAUGCUGUGGCUUCCAGGGUCCAGACAGCUGUCACUAUGAACCAGGUAUCUAAGUCGAUGUCUGGAGUCGUCAAGUCCAUGGAUGCUACACUGAAAAGCAUGAACUUGGAGAAGAUCUCUGCACUGAUGGACAAGUUUGAAAACCAGUUCGAGACCCUCGACGUGCAGACGGCUCAGAUGGAAGACACAAUGAGCAGCACCACUACUCUGACGACGCCUCAGAGUGAAGUGGAUCUGCUGCUGCAUGAGAUGGCGGAUGAAGCAGGGCUGGAUCUAAACCUAGAGCUUCCCGCAGGCCAGACUACAUCCCUGGCUUCCUCUGUGGCGUCGACAGAGCAGGAUGAACUCUCCCAGAGGCUGUCCAGGCUGCGAGACCAGGUCUGAUAAUGAUGCAGAGAGGACGAGAAAGAAGCAGACGCGGGGAGUUAAAAGAGAAAUGGAUGCAAUGCGUCUGUGAGUCUUGCGGCCUCUUCUGCGUUUUUUUUUUUGUUCUCUUUUUCUUUUUUUUGAGAGAAAUACAAGAGAUGCCUCGGAGCAGUCCGUUGUGAGAAAGGAUGUUUACAGUCUUGCUACUGACUGCAUUUCUCCAUUGUAACGUUUGCACUCCUUUUACUAUUAUUAUUAUUGUUAUGUAGCUCAGCAGUAGGACACGUAUAUGUUUCUUUUUUAAAUGUUCACGGUUUGUUUUGCAAAUUGUACUUGCAUUUGUAUUGUGGACAGAUAAUACCUCAUUCAGAACUGGUUAUGCAGUGUGUAUAAAAUGCAAAGAGCUAUUUAUUUAUUUGUGUAAUAUUUGAUCUAUUCACUGACUGAUAAUGUAUUGAUAAGGGUGGGCUUUUACUGUAAAUGUAUUGUUUCUCCUGCAUGACUGAGGAUGUGGAGACCACUGGUAAACCCUUCUAAUUUCAUUUUUUAUAUUUGUCCUAAGAGGAGGGCUUUUGGCUGUGAUGUUACUGGUUGUCCUCAUGUAGCAGUGCAACGCGCUUAAACGGGAAGCCAUUAAAAGAGUUCUCAACACA